AUGUUCGCAAUAAGAGUGGCACAAAAUGUGUUGCGCCCCCAAAGACGCAAACUAUCGCAAGUCGCCCAAGACCUGACCUACACGCAACUGCAAGGAUCUGACACCGGAAUAACCGUUUUCGGUUUUAACCGCCCCAAACAAAAGAACGCCUUAAGUGCCAACCUAGUAACCGAAUUACAGAAAUCUCUCCAGAAAAUCACAUUCGACCCCUCGGCCCGCGUAUUAAUAGUGCGAAGCCACGUCCCGGGGGUCUUCUGUGCCGGAGCGGAUCUUAAAGAACGCGCAACGAUGCCUCAAGCGGAAGUCGGUAAAUUCGUCUCAAACCUGCGAAGUCUCAUGGACCAGUUCCACAACCUCCCUAUCCCCGUCAUAGCCGCCUUGGAUGGCGUUGCUUUGGGGGGAGGUCUGGAGAUAUCCCUGGCUUGUGACAUUCGGGUCGCUUCAAGUGACUGUAAAAUGGGGCUAGUUGAGGGCAAAUUGGCCAUAAUACCGGGGGCCGGAGGCACCCAAAGACUCCCCCGGCUUAUCAACCCCUCAAUCGCCAAGGAAUUGAUAUACACGGCACGAACAAUCGACGGUGGUACCGCCCACCGAUUGGGUGUUGUCAACCACGUGGUGUCACAAAACGCCAAUCAGGACGCAGCUUAUUUGAAAUCACUGGAGUUGGCGCGCGAAAUAUUACCGAAUGGACCUGUGGCGGUCCAAAUGGCCAAAAAGGCCAUCAAUAAGGGGGUUCAAGUCGACUUAAGUUCGGGAUUAGCGAUCGAGGAGGCGUGCUAUGCUCAGCUGAUACCGACCAAGGACAGGAUAGAGGGACUACAGGCGUUCAAGGAGAAGCGAAAACCGAAUUAUAUUGGCGAAUGAUUAAAAAAAAAAUUAAAGAUCAAAUAAUUUUUCAA
Tribolium castaneum (red flour beetle) is the source of this 899-nucleotide messenger RNA. RefSeq lists its product as uncharacterized. The record is from RefSeq and is a predicted model, not a curated record. Gene Ontology annotation, cellular component: mitochondrion. Gene Ontology annotation, biological process: fatty acid beta-oxidation. Gene Ontology annotation, molecular function: catalytic activity. The coding region runs from base 1 to 864 and encodes 287 amino acids. The transcript has 2 exons. Lineage: Eukaryota; Metazoa; Arthropoda; Insecta; Coleoptera; Tenebrionidae.